Messenger RNA from Glycine soja, 1356 nucleotides. Its product is annotated as probable BOI-related E3 ubiquitin-protein ligase 3. Bases 335 to 1213 code for a protein of 292 amino acids. Gene Ontology annotation, molecular function: ubiquitin-protein transferase activity. NCBI's taxonomy places the organism in Eukaryota, Viridiplantae, Streptophyta, Magnoliopsida, Fabales, Fabaceae. The record is from RefSeq and is a predicted model, not a curated record. The transcript is spliced from 2 exons.
GCGGUGCGUCGUUGCUUUGCGCGUCCCACACUCCUCUUUCUAUAAUGCUUGGACGAGAAAAAAAGUUUAUUUAUUAUUAAGAGAGAGAGAGAGACUCUGCAGUAUCAUAGACCUUUUCAACUUUUUCAGUUACUAUUUCUAUUCAUUCAAAAUCUAUCCAUUCUUUUUUUAAUUCCCCCCCACUAUAAAUAUGUAUCCUUUCACACCAAGCUCUUGCCAGACAACUCUGAUUCUAUGCCUACGUCUUCCUCCAAAUCACAACACACCCAAUUACACCCUCUGUUCUCUGCAAAUGCGGUGAAGGAGAACACUUGGCUUUAAUUUGGAUCUGGAUAUGGCGAUUGAAGCACAGUUGUAUCCCAACAAUGCUCCUCCGUUUCCUUUUCACGUGUCAAGGGUAGACAAAUCUCCAGCAGCAUAUAGUCAUAGUCAUAGGCAACAACAACCAGGUGGCUGGCAGAUGAAUCAGAACAUUCCUCUUGUUCCUCCCAACUUUUCUUGUUUUUCCAAUUCCAAUUCCAAUUCCAAUUCCAAUGUCCUCCAAAACGCCUUCAAUAAGAAUGUUGUUCAGCCUUCAGCCUCAUAUCCUCAAUGCUUGGCUAUUGAGUUUGAUCAACAGAGGGAGAUUGAUCACCAUAUCAGAUCACAUAACGAAAAAUUGAGGAUUUUGUUGCAAGAGCAAAGGAAACAGCAUGUGGCAGAGUUAUUGAAGAAGGUGGAAUCGAAUGCUCUUCAUUUGUUGAGACAGAAAGAUGAAGAAAUAGCGCAGGCAACAAAGAAAAGCACCGAGUUGAAAGAAUUUAUGACAAGGUUGGAGGUGGAGAACCAAUCAUGGCGUAAGGUAGCCGAGGAAAACGAGGCUAUGGUAUUGUCCCUUCACAACACCUUAGAAGAUAUGAAAGAAAGAGCUCUGUAUCGGGUGACAAAAGAGGAUGCAGAGUCGUGUUGCGAUGAAAACAUGAGAAACAGGGCAAUGGAAGAAGGAACAGGAGAAAACAGACUGUGCGGUGGUGGUGGCGCUGGUGGGGUAGAAGAGGUUGAGCAAAUUAGGAAAAGGACAAUGGAUUGCAAAUGUUGUAAUUCUCAAAAUUCGUGCUUUAUGUUUCUUCCUUGCAGACACCUCUGUUCGUGUAAAACUUGUGAGCCUUUUCUGCAAGUUUGCCCUGUUUGUAGUAUGCCUAAAAAGUCUAGCAUAGAGACAUUAAUUGUAUAGGCUGAAUGAUCUCUUCAAUAUGACAUCAUUUUAAUUUUUAUACAAAAAAUUGCUUAAUUGUCAGUAUUAAGAUUUCCAGUCAGUUGCUAUCAAUUUUGUGUGUUCCAAUACAUGAUUUGGUAUCAUUGCAAAAAAUGCACUAA